AUGCGCGGGGAAAACUGUUCCCAAAAGCCCGUUAGUCAAUUAGAUGAUCCCGGAAGUCCUCAGCGGUCCAUACCCAAGCCAUCAAGCAAGUAUUCAGCCAAGCCUACCAACACAACCGAGCUCCAGUCUCCUCGAUCUGGAUCCCCAGUUCGUAUACAACCACGGAGCACGUCAAAACCCCGAAAUGCUCCCCAUCAACUCGACCCUACUAGCCCUCCGCAAUUUGAUGAGCGGUAUCCCGACCUUCUGUUACAGCCGGAAUCCCGUCCGAUUUCACUAAAGAAACUAGCAUCUGAGGUCAAAUCUAUCUAUGCUAACCUUGUGAUGGUUGAAAAUGAGUGUAGAUACAUUGAUCAUGCCCAAGCAGCCGCUGUACAGGAUCCUAAUACAAAGCUACCUCCUGAUCACUGGCAGGCAUUGAUAGCUUUACACCGCACCCUCUUGCAUGAGCAUCAUGAUUUUUUCCUAGCCAGUCAACAUCCUUCCGCUUCUCCGGGGCUUCGUCGCAUAGCAGUCAAGUAUUUUAUGCCCGCGCGUAUGUGGAAGUAUGGCAUUCAUUCCUUUUUGGAAUUACUUCGACGGAGUCUUCCCGAUAGCAUGGAUUAUAUGCUGGCCUUCAUAUAUUUGGCCUAUCAGAUACUGGCAUUACUUUGCGAGACGGUUCCUGCAUUUGAAGAUACUUGGAUGGAAUGUUUGGGUGAUUUGGGGAGAUACCGUAUGGCUAUCGAGAAUGAGGACGUCCGUGACCGUGACACGUGGGCAGGCGUAGCACGAUCCUGGUACACGAAAGCAGCGGACAAAAACCCAAUCGUUGGACGUUUAUACCACCAUUUGGCGAUUCUGGCAAGACCCAACGCUCUCCAGCAGAUCUACUACUACUCCCGGUCUUUCACUUCCGCCGAGCCCUUUGAAGCUGCACGCGAGUCAAUCCGGACUCUUCUAGAUCCCGUCGUUGAUCACAACGCCGCUAGUCUCCCGCACGCUCUUCCCAUCGAUAUCAGCUUCAUGAAACCCCAUGCUUUACAAUUUUUGGGACGUUCGGUCAAGGACGAUAAGGCGUCGGAAGAAUUCUUAAAGGCUAAGACUGAGUUCGUGGACAGCUUGGAUAGCUAUAUCAGUCGAGUCAAGGCAGAGUGGAAGGAUCAAGGCGUAUGGGUCGCCGUCACGAACAUCGCGGGCUGGUUUGGAUAUGUUAUGGGCUCGAACAUUCUUCACCAGGCAUUCCUUAUCGAUUUAGAAAACAAGGAGCAGAAUACUUCGUCUACCACCGUGAAAGACGACAUUCGAGCAACAGAAAUCUCAAGUCAAAAGAAAAUACCGAAACCCAGCAUAGCAUUCGGAAGGGUCAUAGCAAGCAUGAGUUGUUUCAUGGAACAGCCAGUAUUGCAAAACGCCAAAGCUCUGACGCACGAAGUCUUUAUAGUCGCGCUCCAACGCUUAGGCGAUGAGAACGUGCUUUCGCACGUAAACGUCAUGCUUGCUUUCACUGCAUCAAUUGCUUUUAACGAAUACACUUCUGACCUAGUGAGCGAUAUGCCUUGGACUGCGAUCGCCACUUUCCUCAAUGCAUUGGUCAAGACCGAGAUUCAGGCGAGAUCUCAAUCGCAUACCCAAUUAGGGAACAUCGACACCAUUAUCACUUCCAGCGUCUUUCCUGAUGACGGUGAGAGAGUCAGCGAGUUGCCACUCCCGGAAGACUACCUCACACGAGGUCUGAUCUGGACUCAUGGCUACUUCCCCAAGAAAUGGUUCGAUAGAGAACAUGACGAGGAGAAACGAUAUAUUGAGGCCGCAAGAACAGCCAGAAACCGGACUAACAGGGUACUGAGGCUUGGGUACGCACUUGCAGAGUAUAACUAUUGGAUUUCGUAUGACAACGACACACACAAAUUCCGAGUCCUCGGCCCAGAUGACCACAGGGAAUAA
Messenger RNA from Bipolaris zeicola 26-R-13, 1926 nucleotides. RefSeq lists its product as uncharacterized. Gene Ontology annotation, biological process: nuclear-transcribed mRNA catabolic process, nonsense-mediated decay. Bases 1 to 1926 code for a protein of 641 amino acids. Gene Ontology annotation, cellular component: telomerase holoenzyme complex. Gene Ontology annotation, molecular function: protein binding; telomerase RNA binding; telomeric repeat DNA binding. The transcript has 2 exons. Lineage: Eukaryota; Fungi; Ascomycota; Dothideomycetes; Pleosporales; Pleosporaceae. The record is from RefSeq and is a predicted model, not a curated record.